Molecule: messenger RNA, 1833 nt
Organism: Bacidia gigantensis
Lineage: Eukaryota; Fungi; Ascomycota; Lecanoromycetes; Lecanorales; Ramalinaceae
Exons: 1
Coding region: 1-1833 (610 amino acids)
Biological process (GO): amino acid transmembrane export from vacuole
Source: RefSeq, a predicted model, not a curated record
AUGGACCACAACAAUGACUUCGGAGAGGAUGGCGACCCCCCGCAAUUUCCCGGUGAAGACACACGCAGCACCAGUCAGAAAGAAAUCUCCGGGUGGUACAGCUACGGUUUCGCGGCCGAGGUUUUCGUCAUUUGCGGUGUGGGGAGCUUCAUCCCCAUAGCUUUAGAGCAAUUAAGUCGCGAAAGAGGAUCGCUUCUUCUAGACCGCACCAAACCGUGCAAAGGUUCCAGUGUCGACCUCACGCCGCCUGCGGCCGCCGUUAGAAGACACGCAGCAUUCGCUCCCCGUGCACCAAGAGGUGAAGCAGGUCAAUGCAUCGUCAAAUUUCUCGGUAUCGACAUCAACACUGCCAGCUUUGCUAUGUAUACAUUUUCUCUGAGUGUUCUUGUACAGGCUCUGUUGAUCAUUUCCAUUUCAGCAGCUGCCGACCACGGCAGGUCUCGGAAAAGCUUUUUACUCUCAUUUGCUUUCACAGGAGCCGUCGCAACGAUGCUGUUCUUGGGUGUUGUACCCAGUAUAUAUGCAUUCGGUGCGCUGUUAGCGAUUGUAGCAAACACCUGUUUUGGCGCAUCCUUUGUAUUGUUAAAUUCAUUUCUACCAAUUCUUGUCCGGCGACAUCCGUCAAUAAGGCCCGAGGAAAAAUCGAAUAGCACCAAAACCGCAAGUCGGGAGCUUACGCGGGACAGCCAGGAGGCAGAAGACGCAGAUUUCGAUGGACCUACCGAUUCACUGUUACAAGCCUCAAACGUCAAGUAUAAGAUGGCGCCUGGAACGCCGCAAGGAACGGUAUCCCCAGCUCUUCGAUUGUCAACUCAAAUCUCGUCUUACGGCAUUGGUAUCGGUUAUCUCGCCGCUGUAGUUGUACAAACCCUUGGCAUUGUGAUUAUCAUAAUAGCGCAGCCAUUGACUAGCUCCACUACCCUAGUCCUACGUAUUGUCUUGUUUUUCAUAGGACUAUGGUGGCUGCUUUUCACGAUCCCUGCAGCGUUGUGGCUCCGACCGAGACCUGGCCCACCACUACCGUUUACCAGUGAUGGAAAGCAGAAGAGAACCUGGGCUGGAUACUUUGUAUAUGCUUGGAAGUCUCUGUGGAAGACGAUAUUGCGAGCUCGCCGUCUGAAGGAUAUGAUGUUCUUUCUGGCCGCAUGGUUCUUACUCAGUGAUGCUAUUGCAACCAUCAGUGGUACCGCCGUACUAUUUGCAAAAACCGACCUGGAAAUGAAACCUGCGGCUCUGGCUAUGAUCAGUCUGACUGGGACCGUAGUCGGCGUGAUAGGCGCUUUCACGUGGAGUAAGCUCUCACGUUGGCUCGGCCUCAAGCCGUCACAAACAAUAAUUGCCUGCAUCUGCCUCUUCGAAAUCAUACCGCUGUAUGGCCUUCUUGGCUUUGUCCCGGCGAUCAGGAGGCUUGGUGUGCUUGGGCUGCAACAGCCUUGGGAGAUGUAUCCUCUAGGAGCAAUCUACGGUUUCGUGCUUGGAGGAAUAUCCUCGUAUUGCCGCAGCCUGUUUGGUGAACUUAUACCGCCCGGCUUCGAAGCAGCAUUCUAUGCACUCUACGCCAUCACUGAUAAAGGCUCAAGUGUGUUUGGGCCUGCUAUUGUUGGUGCUAUCACAGAUCGCUACGGGGAGAUCAGACCAGCUUUCGUCUUUUUAGCAGUACUAAUCUUCAUUCCGCUGCCGUUGAUGCUGAUGGUAGAUGUCGACAGGGGGAAGCGGGAAGCUUCGGAAUUGGCGGACCUACUGGAGGGCAAAAAGGGAUCGAGAACACCUCUAGGUAAUGACGAUGGAACUAUAAGGCUUGUGGACGAAGAAGUUGAAGGUCGAGAUACGUAG